Cololabis saira (Pacific saury) is the source of this 1859-nucleotide messenger RNA. Its product is annotated as gap junction alpha-10 protein-like. Lineage: Eukaryota; Metazoa; Chordata; Actinopteri; Beloniformes; Belonidae. Gene Ontology annotation, cellular component: connexin complex. The transcript is spliced from 5 exons. The record is from RefSeq and is a predicted model, not a curated record. Gene Ontology annotation, biological process: cell communication. Bases 162 to 1610 code for a protein of 482 amino acids.
UCACAGCAGAGGAAUAUGCACGGCAGCCUGGAUGUGUUAGAACCACGACGCGGAUCCGGACAUUUCCAGGAAAACCUGAACCCGAUGGAGGGCUGCGGAAGAACCGGGGGGGGGAAACCUUCUGAUCUUCUGAGCAUGUGACUCCGAGGCGGGUGAGAACCAUGGGUGACUGGAACCUGCUGGGCAGCAUCCUAGAGGAGGUCCACGUCCACUCGACCAUCGUGGGGAAGAUCUGGCUCACCAUCCUCUUCAUCUUCCGAAUGCUGAUCCUGGGAGCCGCCGCCGAGGACGUCUGGGACGACGAGCAGUCCGAGUUCGUGUGCAACACCGACCAGCCGGGCUGCAAGGCCGUCUGCUACGACCGCGCCUUCCCCAUCUCGCUCAUCCGCUUCUGGGUGCUGCAGGUCAUCUUCGUGUCGUCGCCCUCGCUGGUCUACAUGGGCCACGCCCUCUACUGCAUCCGGGUGCUGGAGAAGGAGCGGCACCGGCGCCGCAACCAGCUCAAGGAGGAGCUGGACGAGACGGAGCCGGCGCUGGGCGAGCACCGGCGGGUGGAGAAGGAGCUGAGGAAGCUGGAGGAGCAGCGGCGGGUGAAGAAGGCUCCUCUCCGAGGCUCCCUGCUCAGAACGUACAUCAUCCAUAUCCUGACCCGCUCCGUGGUGGAGGUGGGCUUCAUCCUGGGCCAGUACGGCCUCUACGGGAUCCACCUGAAGCCGCUGUACCGCUGCGAGAGGCUGCCCUGCCCCAACAUGGUGGACUGCUACAUCUCCAGGCCCACGGAGAAGACCAUCUUCAUGGUCUUCAUGAUCGUCAUCGCCGGAGUGUCGCUUUUCCUGAACGUUCUGGAGAUAUCCCACUUGGGCGUGCGUAAGAUAAAGCAGACUCUGUACGGGGAGAGGUACGCGGCGGCGGAGGACGACAGUUUGAUCUAUCGGUCCAAGAAGAAGACGUCGUCCCCGCAGCUGUGCGUCACCAACGCCUCGCCGCACAACGGGCCGCUGACGCAGACGUUCAGGGUGAUUCCGCUGACGGACGUGAAGCCGCUCCAUCACGGCGGAGGGUCGAAGGAGGCGCAGAGGAACAACAGCCUGGUUCAGCUCAGUCCGACCAGCUACGCCUGCACGCCGCUGAGGAUGCCGCCCGGGUCCGGACAGAGCUGCACGCUCCAGAGUUCCCAAACCUCCGAGGGGGUGGAGGUCCGUGUGGAGCACCGCCCGGCCUGGAUGUCUGACCCGGCCAUGGAGGAACCGCCGGGCCGUCUGGAAACCAAGCAGGAGGACCCUCCCGCCCACGACCGCUGGGAACCUCUGCGGUCCGGGUGCCCCUACAGGCCCGGAGCUCUCCAGGACCGCGACGGCGAGAAGACGAGACGGGAGUCGGCGGCCAGCGACUUCCUGCUCCCCAAGUCCAGGAAGACCAGCUUCAUGGCCCGGCCUCCGUCCGAGAGCCUGUCCUCCAUGAGCGGCUCCACCAGCCCCUCCAUGCACUCCUCGGAGGAGUCGGACGAGUUGGGGUCCCUGCAGGGAGACAUGCCCAUGAUGCCGCCUGCCGGAGGCCGGAGAAUGUCCAUGAGCAUGUUCCUGGACAUCUCCUCCAUCAUGAAGAAAUGAUGCUGGGAUGAGCUGCGUCCCCGAUUCAUGUCUACGGCGGGCAGAGCUGGACCAGGAGCCGUGACGAGGCAGCAUGUUUGAAAAGCACCUUACAGUCUGCUGUGCCAGAACAUCUUUGUAUCUGUUAAAAACAAACUGCGACAUCAGACGCUCUUUACAGACAUCAACACUUUUCUAAAUCUGAGACUGAUUCCAGUCUGUGUAGUCAUUUAUAUUCUGUCAUGAAAAGUUCUGAUCCUCUCUGCUAUA